This is a messenger RNA of Salvelinus sp. IW2-2015, 1151 nucleotides long. Its product is annotated as purine nucleoside phosphorylase-like. The record is from RefSeq and is a predicted model, not a curated record. Lineage: Eukaryota; Metazoa; Chordata; Actinopteri; Salmoniformes; Salmonidae. Gene Ontology annotation, biological process: nucleoside metabolic process. Gene Ontology annotation, cellular component: cytoplasm. Gene Ontology annotation, molecular function: purine-nucleoside phosphorylase activity.
UCACAUCUGUCGGUCGCAACCGUGACCUCGUCCUACGAUUACCGUUUGUCGCUAAACUCAGUUGCUGAAGAACAAACAGCAAUGAACAUUUCAUCUUCGAACCCAUCCAGUUACAAAUAUGAGGAUUACAGGGAGACAGCUGAUUGGUUGCUGUCCCACACUGAGCAGAGGCCUAAAAUAGCCAUCAUCUGUGGUUCCGGCCUCAGUGGUCUUGCUGACCUGCUGGACAACAAGACUGUGUUUCCCUACAAGGACAUCCCACACUUCCCCAACAGCACAGUACAAGGACAUGUCAGUCAGCUGGUAUUUGGGGAGCUGCAGGGGAAGCAGUGUGUCUGCAUGCAGGGCCGCUUCCACUUCUACGAGGGCUAUGACAUUGCCACGGUGACGUACCCGGUCCGAGUGUUCUUCCUGCUGGGGGUGGAGACCUUGAUCAUUACCAAUGCUGCUGGGGGGCUGAACCCCAAAUUUAAAGUGGGUGACAUCAUGCUGAUCAAGGAUCACAUCAACAUGCCUGGCUUUGCAGGCCAGAACCCACUGUGUGGUCACAACGAUGAAAGGUUUGGAGUCCGUUUUCCCUGCAUGUCGGACGCCUAUGACAAAGACCUUUCUAGUCUGGCCAAAGAGACUGCUGAGGAGCAGGGCUGUUCCKCCUUCAUCCAGCAAGGUGUGUACUGCAUGCUUCCAGGUCCCACCUUUGAGACCAUCGCAGAAUGCAGAGUUCUCCAGAAACUAGGCGCAGAUGCUGUGGGUAUGAGUACAGUCCCUGAGGUGGUGGUGGCYCAUCACUGUGGUCUCCGUGUCUUUGGCCUGUCUCUCAUCACCAACAAGGUGGUCACAGACUACAAUAGCCAGGAGAAGGCCAACCACGAUGAGGUGCUGGAGACCACAGGAAUGCGUACUCAGGACCUACAGAGGAUGGUCAGUAACCUGCUAGCUAAGAUGUAGAUCAGCCCCAGUCUGUCUGUGUAAUCAGCCCAGGAACAURGUUACUAUAAGGUGAUGUUAUAUAGGAAGUACAGUUGAAUAUAUUMCAGACUAGAGAAAUGUCAAUAGCAAGCAUGAAAUACAGAGGGAUCAUUGCAAUGAUAUGAUAUACAGUUGAAGUCGGAAGUUUACAUGCACUUAGGUUGGAGUCAUUAAAACUUGUU